Molecule: messenger RNA, 872 nt
Organism: Cryptomeria japonica (Japanese cedar)
Lineage: Eukaryota; Viridiplantae; Streptophyta; Pinopsida; Cupressales; Cupressaceae
Product: protein OXIDATIVE STRESS 3
Exons: 2
Coding region: 16-579 (187 amino acids)
Source: RefSeq, a predicted model, not a curated record
ACAUAAAGCCAUCCAAUGGAGGGGAGAAGGUGGGUAUUCAGUGUUCAUUCAAAUUGGAGCAGGAUUUUUGGUGGGGAGAAUUCAAGUGGGAGUUUUGUGGAUUUGUUUUUGUGGGUUUUUCUCAUGGAUGAAAAUGAAAACCAGUCUAAUUCAUUUUCUUCGUUUGAUUCAAAUGAGGGCACAGAUAGCGGCAGCAGCAAUUCCUCUUCAUGGAGUAAUCUUUCAGAGGCUCAUGAUGGGCCUCUGUUUGACAUGGCUGCUCUUGCAGCCAACCUUCCCUGCAAGAGAGGGUUGUCAAGCUUUUAUGGUGGGAAAUCCCAGUCCUUUUCCUGCCUAGCAGAUGUGAAAUGUGUGGAAGAGUUGGCCAAGCCAGAGGAUUCAUAUUACAGGAAGAAGAAGUUGAAGAGCUUCCAGAGCUGUGGAUCAAGGCUUAAUAUUAGUUCAUGUGAGCCCAGAAUAUCAUCAGCUUCAAUGAUCUCUAAGAGGUCUCAGAAAACUUCUAAAUUGCUGGUGAGUAAGACGGCCAUGAAUUUUGCCAUGAGUUGCAGGCCACCGCUUUCACCUACUAAGCAUGUUUAAUAGUCAAGAAAAAUGACCGGCAUACACAAUCCAGAUUGAUAUGUGAUUUAAGCACAGGAUAGGGUUUCACUGUACAAAAUACCAGAUUAAAUUCAAAUUGUUUAUAUGAUGAGUUUUGGGGAUCUUGGCGGCUUUCAAUAGGAGGAAAAAUGAAGUUCAUUUUGAUGUCAAUUUUAAGAAUUAUUAUAGAUAAAAAUAGGUUUUACAAAGAUCCUAUAACCUACUUUUUGUAGAGGCAAAGUGUAAACAUUCAUUCACAUUACAACCUUUAACAAUGAAUCUACCUUUCUAUU